AUGAUGAACCUUUGUUACAUUAUUGUUUUAAUAACAACCUCGUUUAGUACAAAUUCUGAACUUGCAAAAUUAGACUGGUGGCAGACCAGUGUCAUUUACCAAGUAUACCCAAGAUCGUUUAAAGACAGCAAUGGUGAUGGUGUUGGAGACCUGAAAGGUAUAGAAGAAAUGGCCGAACAUUUUAAUGAAACGGGUAUUGGGGCUAUAUGGUUAUCCCCAAUAUUCAAAUCUCCCCUAGUUGAUUUCGGUUAUGACAUUUCCGAUUUUGUAAAAAUCGAUAGCACUUUUGGAACAAUGGAAGACUUUUCAUCACUUCAGAAGAAACUUAAAUCGCUUGGCGUUCGUAUUUUAUUGGAUUUUGUGCCCAACCAUUCAAGUGACGAACAUGAGUGGUUUCAAAAAUCAGUCAAAAAAAUUGAUCCAUAUACUGAAUACUACGUGUGGCUUGACGGAAAGUUGGACGAAAAUGGAAACAGAGUACCUCCAAAUAAUUGGCGAAACUAUUUCGGUGGAAGUGCUUGGGCGUGGUCUCCUGAAAGAGGACAAUACUAUUUGCACCAGUUCAUGGUUAAACAACCAGAUUUAAAUUACAACUCUACUGCUUUAUUAGAAGAAAUGAAGAACGUACUUAGAUUUUGGCUGGAUAUCGGCGUCGAUGGAUUUCGCGUAGACGCUGUACGACACAUAGUAGAGGACACUAAAUUUGAAGACGAACCACUUAUUAAUCCAAAUAUUAAAGAUGAUAAUUACACAUAUGCAUUGCUGAACCAUACAUCAACUAGCGAUCAACCAGGUACAUAUAAAAUGAUCGAAGAAUUUAGAUCAGUGUUGGACGAAUACUUUAACCGGGAUGGAAACACAAGACUGUUAUUAACCGAAGCGUACGCGCCAAUAAAUUACACGAUGGUGUACUACAGCCAGCGAACACACAGGGCUCAUAUGCCGUUCAAUUUCAACUUUAUCUUAUACUUGAACAAAAAGUCGUCGGCCGUCGAUAUAAAGAAUACGAUCAAUCUAUGGUUGGACAACAUGCCUCCGGGUGAAUGGGCCAACUGGGUGAUAGGGAACCAUGAUAACGAACGAGUGGCAACGAGAUUAGGUCAGGACAUGGUCGACCCAAUGAACACGCUGACGACGAUGUUACCGGGCACGACGAUCACGUACAACGGAGAGGAAAUCGGUAUGGCUGACGGCACGAUAAGAUGGGAUCAGACGGUUGACCCAUUUGGUAGAAGCCGUGGUAUGGCCAGGUACGAAGUGAACUCGAGAGAUCCGUGCAGGACGCCGUUCCAUUGGAACGAUACGCAGAACGCCGGUUUUUCGACUGCCCAACGCACGUGGCUUCCCGUGAAUAGCAACCAUUGGUACUUGAACUUGGCCUUUCAAAAAGCGCACGUAAGAAGUCACUAUCAGACGUACAAAACGUUGUUGCGACUCCGUUCAUCUCCGACGAUAGCCCAAGGAAAUCUCACCAUGCACACGCCAUCAGAUUGGAUUUUGAUUUUGUCUAGACAAUUGGUAGACCACGAGACCUUCUACAUUGUUUUAAACGUUGGGUCGGAACAAGAAACAAUUAUUUUAAGUGAACACUUUAAGGAUGUACCGCUUUAUAUGACCGUUCGUUCUUCGAGCAUCAAUGCAUGGCAAGCUGAAAAUGAUUACAUUGAUUCAACAAAGCCACUAGCAAUGCGACCCAAAUCAUCACUAGUAUUAUCCAGUGGCGUAUACAUUGGUAGUAACGUGGGGGUCAGAUCCCCCAUUAUCAAUUUAUAUAUUUUUUUUGUUUUUGCUUACAUUAUGCAGUAUGCACUAGAAUGUAAUAUUUUGUGAUAUUUUGAUGUAUCGAACCAUUAAAUUUUGACAAUUUUGUCAAUACUGAAUAUCAUAA
Messenger RNA from Rhopalosiphum maidis (corn leaf aphid), 1888 nucleotides. RefSeq names its product maltase 2-like. Lineage: Eukaryota; Metazoa; Arthropoda; Insecta; Hemiptera; Aphididae. Gene Ontology annotation, biological process: carbohydrate metabolic process. The transcript is spliced from 11 exons. Bases 1 to 1830 code for a protein of 609 amino acids. The record is from RefSeq and is a predicted model, not a curated record.